AUGAUUCUGAAUUUGAAGUCGUUCGUAUUAGCUAAAGUCUCCUACCAUCAAAGUUACAAAAUUCUUCCUAUCUAUUCCGGAAUAUUCCAGAAAACUGAUGUCAGCACAGUUCAACUGCUUUACGAUAUUUUCUCAUCAACAGCACUCUCCUCUCCUAGGAGCACCAUAGUGAAGAAUCUAGCUGUAGGCCAUUCGAUGCCUUUCAUACGGACAGUUGACAAAGAAUCUGUGGGAAAUUGUUUAGUCGCCACGCGACAUAUGAGCACCAUCAGCAGUAUUGAUGGCCAAACAGGCGAGAUCCUCUGGACACUGGGUGGUUACUUUUAUGAGUUCACAGAUCUAUUUAAUACUGGUACCACUCAAUUUUCUCCUGCAUCGGAUAGAGAAGGACUGGUCAUCUUACUGGACAUAUCUGCACACGAGGCCAUCCUCUUGACUAGCUACUCCGAUGCCAAGAAAGUACUAGCCGCCUCACAAGGGAACAUGCGAAUAGUCGCAUUUAUCGAAUUCGCGGCUAGAGGCAAGAUACUGUGCGAUGCUCACUUUGGAGCCUCUACAUGCUUCAGCUUUGGACGCAUUGUGUCCUACCGCACAUUUAAUUGA
Penicillium odoratum is the source of this 603-nucleotide messenger RNA. RefSeq lists its product as uncharacterized. The transcript is spliced from 4 exons. The record is from RefSeq and is a predicted model, not a curated record. The coding region runs from base 1 to 603 and encodes 200 amino acids. NCBI's taxonomy places the organism in Eukaryota, Fungi, Ascomycota, Eurotiomycetes, Eurotiales, Aspergillaceae.